Trichogramma pretiosum is the source of this 14882-nucleotide messenger RNA. It is a transcript of the gene RhoGAP100F, whose product is annotated as rho GTPase-activating protein 100F-like. Gene Ontology annotation, molecular function: protein binding. The coding region runs from base 46 to 6357 and encodes 2103 amino acids. NCBI's taxonomy places the organism in Eukaryota, Metazoa, Arthropoda, Insecta, Hymenoptera, Trichogrammatidae. Gene Ontology annotation, biological process: signal transduction. The transcript has 18 exons. The record is from RefSeq and is a predicted model, not a curated record.
GGGGGCAGACGACGAGGGUCAGGCCGCUCGAGCUCUGUAGUACUAAUGCAGUGGUUAAAACACGUGCGCAUCAAGUACGCCGGUCCGCGAGUCGGUCAAGAGCAGCAGCAGUCACAAGAGCCAGAAAAUUCACAGAGUCGUCGUCGUCGCAGCUCCACCUCGGUCAAGAGCCACGAAAAGGACAUAGAGGAGCUGCGCCAACUCCUACUCGAGCUCUAUCCGGCCAGGCAUCCGAGCAAGCUACAGCAGCAGCAGCAGCAGCAGCAUGUGCUGAGGGUCAUACAGUUGCCCGGCACCGCGGACGGUAAACCGAGCUACAUCUGUCAGCCGGUGCUGCCGAAGCAGCAUUAUCAUCAGCAGCUGCAGUAUCAGUAUCAGCGACCCCAGCCCCAGCCGCAGCUGCUAAUCGAUCAUCGCGAUUAUCAGCAACAGCAGCAGCAGCAGCAGCAGCGGUACUAUCAGCAACGUUUGAUUCUUGGCCAGCCGCUGCUGCUGUGGCUCAGCCCGUUAGCCAUGCUUUGCUGCGGACGCAGAAAAGAAGGACGCGGCGACGUGACGGACAUAACGGCGAGUCCGGGCAGGCAGGCCAACGUCAACCAGUUGCGUCCCAAGGAUCCGCCGCCUAUGGUCAUCCAGGGUGACUUCAGAAAGGUGAGCGGCAUCACGAGCGAGAUCUUCCGUCAGUUGGAGACCAUCGAGAAUGAUCACGACGCGUCGACGGCCGCGGCCCUCGAGGCCGUGGAGAAGCACGGCGAGAUGGUGGUCAGGAUCAUCGAGCCCCGACAGCUCGGCAGGCACGCCUCCGAGGCGGCGAAAAAGUUCAUCGCGAUACAGGAUUCAAAGCAUCCCAUCCACUUUGUGGAGAUUAUCAAAAGGCCCGGGCAGACCCUCGGCCUGUACAUACGCGAGGGCAACGGCCUCGACAGAAACGACGGCGUUUUCAUCUCCAGGAUAGCAGUAGAAACGGCCGUUUACAAUAGCGGCUGCUUGAAGGUGGGCGACGAGAUCCUCGCGGUGAAUCUCGUGGACGUGACGCACAUGAGCCUCGACGACGUGGUCAUCAUCAUGUCGAUACCGCGGCGGCUGCUGCUUGCCAUCAGGCACGGCCCGCACCAGCUCGUCGGCGGCCACAAUCGCUGCAACGAGCAGAAGGGCCCGCCCGUCGUCGUCAUCAAGAAGGAGCUGAACAACGAGGACGAGACGGACCAUCAUCAUCAUCAGUCGCAGUCGCAGCAGCAACAACAUCACAUGAGCACCCUGGAGCGGGACAGGCGCCGCGGCGACGGGCGCGAGAUGCUGCCGUCGCGCUCCAAGCUCGGCCUGGCGGGCCUCGGCUCGAGCCACGAGAUCAAUCAGGCGAUGGCCAGCAACGGCGACCUCUAUUACAAUUCGCGGCCCGAGAGCCAGCUCGGCUGGUCGUAUCAGCCGCCGCCGCCGCCGGUGAUCACGCAGCAGCCCAAGCCCGGGCCCCAGGCCCAGCACUUCCAGCCGUACGAUCGCGGCUAUCCCAAGACGCUCGAGAGCCUGGCCGAGAAGGAUUUCACAAAGGUACACUCGUUCUAUCCGUCGACGACGUCGAUCGCCAACGGCUCGUCGUCGCGCCGCAUGUCGGCCGGCCAGGGCAUGCACACGAUCGGCCGCAUGGGCUCGUCAUCGGGUGGCUACGCCGCCUACGGCCAGCCGCACUCGGCCGCGGGCCGACUGAUGCCGCGCAGCGGCUCCGAUCAGCAUCUGCCGCGGGUCGACUACACGAGCAUCACCACGCCGGCGAGGCACACCCUGCUCAGGUCCAGCCUCAAGACCGGCGGCGGCGCGUCGGCGGCGCUGCGCUACGGCUCGCGCUACGGCAUGGCCGGCAACGAUCUGCUGUCGUCCGUGAGCGGGACCGGGGGUCGCGGCUCCCAGGCCGCCCAGUACGGCACCCUGACCAGGCGCCACCACCAGAGGCCGUCGCUGGAUUACGCCUCGGACACCGAGGCCACGUGCUCGAGCUCGCCGCGCUCGGCCUACUAUUACUACAGGCACAACAUGAACAAUCCCCAGCCGAGCAGCGCCGUGUCGCAUCUGGCCACCCUGUCGCGCUCGCAGCUCGGCAGCACAGCGAAAACGCUGCGCACGCAUGUUUUAGGCCUGCGAUCGAAUUCGCUGCCGCGUAGCGUCAGGACGUUGCCGGGCGGACACCAGCAGGGCGGGCUAAGAUCGGGAAUUAGCACCCUGGCGCAGAGUCUCAUUGACGAGGACGACGGGGCGCUCUCGGCACCGGAAAUGCCCUCCAUACGACAGGAUCGAGGACGAAUACCGUCGUCGACGUCGGUCUUCACGUCGGACGAGUACAAGGCCUGGCUGAGCCGGACGCCGAGUACGUCGGCCCUCUACGAUCAGAUACGAUCCACCUCGAGCCGGCCGCCUCGUUACACCUACAGCGCCGAAAACAUACACGCGGCCGUCAAUCAGGCCGACUACGCGACCUACGGCUAUCGGCCCUACGCCACGAGCACGCUCGACCGACUGUCGCAUCGCUCGGCCUCGGCGCAGCAGGUCAACCUGGCGAAUCUGCGCGCCUCCACGGCCAUCAGCUCGGCGGUCGCCGCCGCGGCGGCAUCGUCGUCCGGCCAUCAUCAGCUGGGCGGCGUCGGCGGCCUGAGCGGGGUGCAUCACUCGCGCUACGCGAAUCCGCGCGUCACCUCGUCGGCCCUCGUGGCCUCGAACGUGCGCGCCGCCCUGGCCAGCAAGAACACCCUGGGCAGCGCAGCGAGCCAGCGGGCCAACAGCAUCAGGCGCAUGCGGGGCAUGGCCGACCUCGAGCCCUCGUCCUCGUCCUGCUCGACGUCCACGCCGACCCGGCCCAUCGAGCAAAGACUGUUAGACAUUAAUCCAGCUGAGUUCCUGAAAUACAAGAUAGAGAAGCCGGCCCAGGUGGGCACGCCGAGCUCGACGACGAGCUCGCUGCUCACCCUGGCCGAGAACCAGAGCAGCAGCAGCGACUUCGUCAACGGGGUGAGCGGCCUGCUCUGGGUGCACCUGCUCGCGGGCCGCGGUCUGCGCGUCAACAAUCCCACCAACUCGGCGGCGGUGACGACGCCCGGCGGCUCGACACAGUCCGGCCUCAACGGCAAUAACGCUAACGCCAACAACGGCUCGAACGGCAGCCUGGUGAAUUGCGCGCUGCGCGAUCUCUACUGCGUGCUGGAGUGCGACCGGGUGCACAAGGCGCGCACUGUGGUGCGCACCGGCGACCUCAUGUUCGACUGGGACGAGAACUUCGAGCUGGACCUCGUCGGCAAUCGUCAGCUGGAUCUGCUGGUCUACUCCUGGGACCCGCAGUACCGCCACAAGCUCUGCUACAAGGGCUCGGUCUAUCUGCCCACGCUGUUCAAGGAGUCGCCGCUCCACCAGCUGGCCGUGAAGGUCGAGCCCCGCGGCACCAUCUAUCUGCGGCUCAGGUACACCGACGCCAAUCAGACGUUCCGCAGGCGCUGUCUGCCCGUCGUCUCGCUGGCCGGCAGGAUCGCGCCCCUCUUCGGCAUCGAUCUCGAGACGGUCGUGUCGCGAGAGGCGAAAACGGGUGGGGUGCCCGGCGGCGUGUCGACCGCCCUGGCGAUGGGCGGCAGCGGGGUGCCCAACGUGCCCAUCAUCAUCUGGCGCUGCGUCGAGGAGGUCGAGAGGCGUGGUUUAGACAUCAUAGGUAACCACUGUUUGUACAGACUGUGCGGAUCAGCGACCAAGAAGCGCAUACUGCGCGAGGCCUUCGAGAGAAACGCCAGAUCGGUUGACUUGUCGUCCGACAACGUGCCCGACAUCAACGUCAUCACAGGCGUUCUGAAGGACUACCUGCGAGAACUACCAGAGCCAUUGUUCACCAAGUGCCUCUAUCAGAUGAUGGUGGACGCGCUCGGAGUCUGCUUGCCGGACGACCCGCAGGGCAAUGCCAAGCUCAUGUUCAGCAUACUCGACUGCCUGCCGACCGUAAACAAAUGCACUCUGAUCUACCUGCUCGAUCAUCUGGCCAUGGUGAUCUCGCAAUGCAACAAAAUGUCACCGGGCAGCCUCGCGGUCUGCUUCGGCCCGGUGCUCAUGCUGCACUCGGACGACACGGGCGCCCCCCUCGACUUCACCCAGCCCAUCGCCGUGCUCAAGUACCUGCUGGAGAUCUGGCCGGUCAAGUCAGUUCGCAAGAUUACUUCCGUCGUUUCAACGCUUCCACGUACUACGUCUACGGCCAACAGCAACAGCAACAACAGCAGCAGCAGCAAUCAUCCGCCUGUUUCGAGCGCAUCUCAGCUGCUGCAUCAGCAUCUUAUGCAGCAGCAACAGCAGCAGCAGCACGAUCAACAGUCAUCAAUCCAGCAGUCGCCGCAGCAGCCGCCGAGUCAGCAACCGCAGCGAUCGCCGCAGCAGCCAGCGCCGCAGCAGCCAAUCCAUCAAUCCCAACAAGCGCAGCAGCAGUCGCAGUCGCCGCUGCGGGGAACCUUGCCUCGAACCGGGCUGCCCUGGCAGCAGCAACCCUCGCCUCAUCAACAGCACCAGCCUAUCACCAGCAGCAUCACCACCAGCUCCAGCAACGGCAGCAGCAGCAACAGCAGCAACGCAAGCCACAACAGCACCAGCAGCAGCAUCAUCAGCAACGCUACCUCCCAGCAAUCCCAGUCAACGCAGCAGCACCAGCAGCACCAGCAGGCGGUGGCUUCGUCCUCGGAGCAGCAGCAAACAACUACAACAACUAUGUCGCGGCCGCCGCCGCCUCCGCCCGUCAAACCGCGCCAGCAGGUGAUAGUCUCGUCCCCAGGUUCACCUAGCAGCGAGGAGCCGCCGAGCAGCAGCAGCUAUCAUCCGGAAUCGGCUAAGGGGCAGCGCGGCUCGUUGGCCAACAGCUAUACUACGGAAUCCAAGUACAGCGGCAGCCGACCGGCGGCCACCGGUGCCGCGGGCAGCAGCGCCAAUCCGGCCGGCAACAAUCCCUACCAGGACUCCUCGUCGGUCGGCAGCAGAUUCAAUCGCGCCGUGCCGAGCGUGCCGACGACGGCCGGCAGCAACGCCAGCAGUCCGAGCUCGCAGCAGCAGCAGCAGACACAGGACUCGGUCAGGUUCAACCGCGUCGCUCAGGGCACGACUGGCGGCGGAAAUAGCUCUCCACAGGACUCGGUCAGAUUCAACCGUGUGCCGACGACCAUGGGCAGCAGUCCGAGCGGUACUCAGCCGCAAGAGUCCGUGAGAUUCAACCGAUCGCCCCUGGCCGGACCACCGGGUCAAGCUCAGCAGGUGCCGCCGACGUUCAAUCGCGUCGUGCCCACUACCGCUGGGAGCCCGAGCACGCAGCAGCAGCAGCAGGACUCGAUGAGAUUCAAUCGCGCGUCCAACAACGCGAUCGUUAGCCCCAACUCUCAGCAGCAGCAGGACCCCAUGAAGUUCACGCGUUCGCCCGUGAGCGGCGCCGCAGCUCAGAGCAACAGCUUGUCCCAGGAGCCACCGACGGCUCGAUACAACUCCACCAACGCACAACCGGAAACCAUGAGAUUCAAUCUGACCAGCAGCAGCCAGCAAGACUCGGCGAGAUUCGCCAGCCACAACAGCGGCAGCCAGCAGGACUCGCCGAGGUUCAACUCGACCAACAGUCAGCCGGACACCGCCAGAUUCAACUUCGGUUCCCAGCAGGAUUCGGCUAGAUACGGCCUCGGCGGUGCUGGCCAACAGGAUUCCGUCAGGUACAAUCCUACCGGCGCCCAGCAGGAAUCCAGCAGGUACAAUUCCAUCGGCGCUCAGCCGCCGGACACCAUUAGAUUCAAUCCGAGCGGGCCACAGCAGUCGCACGACUCGGUGCGUUACAACGCGAGCGGCAAUCAGCCGGAAUCGGUCAAAUUCAACCUCAACAGUAUGCAGCCGGAUUCGGCCAAGUUCAAUCGGUCGCCGACCAUCGGCAAUUCCGCGGGAUCUUACCAGGACUCGAGCAAGUACGUGCGAUCGCCGGCCGGCACGAGUCCCAUCAGCUACCAGGACGCCCUCAGCAAGUUCAGCCGGAUUCAGAGCGGCAACAACGGCAGCAGCAGCAACAGCAGCCCGUUGCCGGCCGUGAAGCCGCGCGUGCACUCGACCAAUCCCUUUCUCAACUCGAUGAGCAACGGGAACGGAAGUGGCAACGGUCACGGCGGUGGUGGCGGCGUGGGUGUCGGUGUAGCCGGCGUACUGCCGAGCAUCAAUUUCUUCGGCAACGGCACGGGCGAACUCGUGACGCCGACGAGCAGCGUCGACACCGAGGACGGCGCUACCGGCGCCGCCGAGGAGGCCGAGCGCGGAGUCGAGGGCGACAUCGAGGCCAGCGACGACGACUGCUUCAGCAAAAUGGGCGGCGGCAAGCCAUGAGACGAAGACAUCGCAGGCUCGAAGAGACGCGAGAUCCUGCGAAUGAAUCACACUGGAUACGCCUACCAUAACUGAAUGAAUCGCCAAGCGAUCGCCUGCACGAACGAAUGAACAAAUGGUCGAUUUUGGCGUCGAUGUUUUUAUGAGCACGCGCGCGUGUCUCUGGCGAUAACUGAGAGCGACACGAUGCCAAUAAUGCUAGUAGCUGUAAAUGUUCCCAUUUUGUAUGUGGUACCCAUACUUCCAUUCGGGAAGGAGAAGAAAAAUACACGAGACUACUUGCCGAUUACUUCAAUUUUAUUGUUUUUUUUUUUUUUUUUUUUUGAAAUAUUCGAAACGAGAUUUCGAGUAGCAUGAACGACGUCUGCGAACAGAUAGCAAAGUUUUUCGUGCAUAAUUAUUGCAGAUUUCAAUUAGAUGAGCGAACAUAAUAGCCAUAAAAGUAUUACGAUGAAAAAAAGUCUGAUAUAAUAACGGCUGACGAGAGCGUGUGCGAGUAUACCGCGCGCGUUCACGCGAAACAACCGAUUUGAAUCGGAUUUCUCCAAGACUUUGUAUCGCCAAAGUUUUUAUUCGAUUCUAUCUUGUUAAUUAUGACGUGUAACAAAGGGGAAGGGGGGUAGAAAAACGAGGUAAUUGUUGAAAUUUAACAAUAACAGCCUCGAAUAUUAGAAUAACAUUGAAAAUGCACUAUCAAGCGACGUUUAUGUAAAACAUAACACGUACCGAAGUAUGCAUAAACACAUAUAAAUAGUAUAGUCACACUGUAUACAUGUGCUUUUGAUAAGGAUUCUUAUGAACACUUAGUGUUAUUGAACUAAUGACUGAACGCACGACACGAUAUGUAAUUGCAGUGCGCAGUGAUUGGAUUAACGAAAAAAAAAAGAGACAGAUACAAAACAAAGAAAACAACGCAAUAUUUCGUAUUUCUUUUUUUCUUUUUUAUGGAUAUCGUUGAGAAAAAAAAAUUGCCUAAUCUUGAUCAAAUAUGUAAGCGAUAAAUGAUACACGAACGAAGAUCAAUGCAACUUUAUUCGUGUAAGCGUAUUAAUAGUAUUAUCAUUGUUAGCGAAUGUUUAGAUGAAAUUUGCGUGCUUAUGAAAAAAAAAAUUACUAAUAAUGGUACGCAACUAGUUUGAAACAGAUUAAAAUUAAAUCUUACAGAAAAUAAGAUAGAGCAAUAUGAAGAAAGCUUUAAAAUUAUACAUCGAUUUUAUUCGUAAAAUUGCCGUAGUAUGUCAGUAUUGUUGUUCCGCAUACACUGAAUCUUUUGACUCUCCUCGAUUGUUCCGUGAAGUAUACGCCUCGAUAAUUUUGAUCGAUUCCAUCGUGAAUAUUAUGAUAUCAAAAUGUAGAUUUAAAAGAACAAGUAACAAUUUAGAAUGUCCGUGUACUUGAUAAAAUGUAAACGUUUAUAAAUAAAAAGUUGUCAGAACGAUUACAUAAACAGAAACAAUGAAAUAAGUUCGAACAUUUUUCCAAGUAAUAUUUUUCAUAAUUUUGUAUUUUGGGUGAUUCACCAUAAGUUUUUAAAAACACAAAACAGGGUUUUAUUAGUUUGACGAAAACAUCACUUGAGUCCAUUUUGACGUAGUUCUAAAAAAAUCACUUUGAUAAAUUAUUUCAAUCUUAGCGAUAAUUACUGUUUCAAAUCUUUUUACAAAAUAGGCUAAAAUAUUGACGCAUUAUAAAAGUGCGCAUUGACCAAAAAUUUUUAAUAUAACUCGUGAAUAGGGAUGAAAAUCACAAUAGACUUCAAUUCAGAUACAAGUUUCUUAUAUUAAUGUGCUUCGUUAAUCGCUUGCGAAUGUUCAUCAAAAAAGUUAGUGUAUCGUAUUAAAUAGAACUUUUUUUUCAUUUAUCAUUCACUCACAAACAUUCAAAAAAAAUCAUGUUAUUACAUAGAAAAAUAAAAAUAAAAAUGAGACUGAUUAUAAAAUUUCAUUAAACUGUCUUAUUUUCUCUAUUGAUAUUGUAAAUAAUAAAGUGCAAGAGAACCAUUUGUACACUUUACGAAAAAUCCUUUUCUUAAAAAAAAAAUUAAAAUUAAAAAUUUAAUAAGAUGCGCAAAAAACAGUUUCGAAAUUUUAUGAUCUAGAUCUCAGUUAACUUAACGCGCGCAUUAUAGACAUUUACGACAGAGUAAAAAAAUUCAAUCGUCUAAUAGAAAGCUCCGUUAGUUUAGAAUUGAAUAAAAACGCCACGUGUACUGAUUGUAUAAGGUGCUGAAAAUAAGUGUAUCAUAAAAAUGUAAUCUCAUUUUCCACAUCGUUUUAUCAGUGCCCAUUGCUAACAUUAGAUUGUGAAUUUUCAUGGUUAUAUCUCAUCACACAUACACAGGACUGAAAAAAAUUCAAUUUAAUUUAAUUUUCAAUAACUCCCUAAAAAUCAGUAUUCUUUAUGAAAGAAAUAAUUUACCCGUAUUCUACCCCUUUUUCUACCGAAAUUUUUGAAUCAGCACACUGCCAUAAUAUGUCAUUUUAAUAUUGAAUAUAUAUAUGAACUAACAGUCAUUUUGUCGCGCGAGUUCUUGACUAAUAAUCGUAACAAUUUACCGUGAUAAACUAAAGACGCUUCGAGUGUCUUUAAUACGGAAAGACAUGUAAUACUUCAAUCUCAACAAUACACAUUGGACAAUAUAGCAAAAAAAAAUGAAAAAGCAAAUACGAAUAUUUACGACUAUGUAACAAUAAUAAAAGAAAUCGUUCCGCUAUUGACAUAAUUUUUUUCGUUAUUAAAUUCAAUUUUUGUACUAUAAUGAAUUCUCAAAGAAAAACUCAGUCUCAGUUGCAUUCCUGAAAACGCACAGUUUAAUCUUCUUGCUUAUUGUUUAAAGCCGUAAUGUUUUGUAAUAACAAAACUUAAGAAGAUCAUCAUACUAUUAAUACGAUAUGUUCUUUGAUAAUCAUAAGUUCGAUUUUUGUCUUCCUCCGUAAUAAAACUGGGACUGAGAUAAUAUAACGAUUUCAUUGAAACAAAUCGAGUAAACGCUAUGGACCACAGAUUAUUGAUACACAAAUUAAAAUGAUGUUUAGCAUAAAUGAAAAAGCUAACAUUAUUCAAAAAUUUCUAAAACGAUGCAUUAAACAUUUUAAACUUGCUUAUUGAUAACACAUCAUAAUACACUUUAAGACACUAUUUAAACACGGAUAAAUACAUUUGUGAAUCGAUUGAAUUUUGAAAAUAACUUAGGACUAUCUAUUAAUGAAGUCAUCGUUCCAUAAUAUUGUUAUGAAUCGAAAUAAUUAUUGAAUAAUAAAAUCGUUAAAUUUGCAAUCAUUGUCAAUCUAACCUUUUCAUCUUUGUAUUAAUCUUCAUAUUAUAUAUUACAAUAAAGUUUCAAAUACUUUCAUAAUACUGAGGAUUCAAGUUUUGCCAUACAAGCAGUAUCGACAUUUAUAAAAAUUUUUGGUCUGUUUUCAUUCUUGGGUCCACAUUUAAAAUAACAUUAACUCGAAAAAUCGAUCAAUGUUUUGAGAAUUCUUUUGGUAAAUACUUUCACACUUUUAAUCAUCUAUAAAGAUAAAAACAAGCUUUCGUCAAUAUACGAACACUUGUAAAAAAACGACGGUCUAAUUUGAAAAAAAAAGAAAAAACUUCGCGGCUUUUUCAUAAUACCUCACAACAAUCUUUGAAGUAAUACUUUUUGAAAAAAAAUAUAAAGGCUCUAUUUAACUGAAGAUAUUUUUUUAAUUCUCUAUAAUAAUGAUAAUUAGAAACAUUAAAUCUGACACGAUGGAAAAAGAAUAAUAAUAAUAAUAGUAAUAAUAAUAAUAGCUACUCAACUAGUCAUUCAACGGUAUUAAUGUAUACUCUAAAUAUAUAAUGUGGAGGGUAUUCGUGAAAAAAUCAUUUGCAAUAACAUAAUUGUGCAUUGUGAGGAUCUAACCAGAGCUUUAAAGAAUUGUAAAUAAUAUGCUUCGAUCUGUGGAUUUUUCAACAUGAAUUACAUUCGAAUUCGGGUUAUAAUAAUUGCACUCGAAACAAUACAAAUCUUUUUUAACUUACAACCAAAUAAAAACGUAACAUAUCUGUAGAUCGAUCGAUACUAAAGAUCAUCCUUAAGCUCGUGAAUUACGUAAUACAGAAAGUACGAAACUAAAAGAAUGAGAAUGAAAUGUGAUAUAUAAUUGACGUUUAUGAUAAUAUAUAUAAUUAUUAAAUUCUCUUGUUUUUUGAAUGUUUUUGAAUGAAAUGUAAGAAUCUGAAAAAAAUUACUGCAUAACUUCCUUUUAAAAACCCGCAAGUUUUCAAAAUCUAAAAAUUUAAUAAAAAAACUUUUUGAACUUCUUUUCAAAAGAAUAAUCCGAUAGAGAAUGUUGGUAAAAUAGCGAAUCAUUAAGUAAACUGACAUAUCAUCAUUCAAGUCGCCAUUCAAUGAGAGAAAAAUACAUUUUUUACUGUUUUCUUCAGGCCUACGUAAAGCACAAAAAUAUACCGUGCGAAUUAUCCAUUAAAAUUCAUUCAUUAUCAUCAAACGCCGAGCCUUUGCAUUGAAAACCUCAUUGAAUUUUGAAAGCACAUAUCCAUUGAAAAAGAAAAUUACGAAUGUAUAUAUAUGCUUUACAGAAUUGGCAAGUAAACAAGAAAAUUCUGCUCAUCUCACAUAUCGUCUAAAAAGCCUCCCACAAAUGCCAUUGCAUCAAAUGACAAUUUACAUAAUACAUAUACGCAACUGCAAUGUGACUCAUCUAUCGUACUCAUGAUUAUUAUCAUUAAGCCACGCAUCACAUAUUAAUCGUGAGUAUUUUGUAAGGUUGACUAACCAAAUGAGAAAUGAUUUUUCUCAAAAAAGGAAUGAAGUAUGUAAAAAAAACUUAAAAUCUACGUGAAAUUCAGAAACAAAAACACGAAUUACAAUAGGACGAAAAAAUAUAAACGCAUAGACGAGAGAAUAAAACUACUAUACGCUUUUACAACCAGUUAAUAUCGAAAGGGAACACCGUGAUUGACAGAAAACGAUUGUAUAAAAACAAAAAAAAAAUAUCAAAUAACUAUCGAGUCGCAUUUAUUUUUACUUCCAUUAUCGUAUCGCAAGCAUCUCAUAGAGAAUCAUCGUGUAUCGCGUAUCGUUGCCCGAAAUAUAAAUUUGCCACGAGACUGAGUGAAAAAUAAAAUGAAUACCGUGUUAUGCACAAAAUGUGUGGAAAAACAAUCUUUCGAACGAUCGCACUGACUUGUCUGUAGCGAACAAGUUGGAUAACUGAAUUUUUACAACGCCUAGCAGAAUGAAAACCAAUCGAAUCGAUUGAAGCAACGUUUCAUUAAAUUCUUUUUCGUAUCACUUAUGAAUAUUAAAAAAAAAUAUGAAUAAACCCAACUGGAUAAAAAAUAAAUGAAACACAUGCACUAAAUAAUGAGAAAUUCGUACAGAUUUCAUUGAUUUGUAAAUCGCAUUUUCUCAAAAUUAUAUCGCGUCUAUUAUUCGAACACUUCACAUUUACCAUUAGCUGCAUAAAGUCAUAUGCAUAAAUAAUCAUUAUAUUGUAAUCCCUUGACGAUAUACUCAUCGGUAAAAAAAAAAUAAACAUCUCAUUAUAAAUAUUGAUAUCUUAUAAUGCAUAGACGUAAUAAUAGAAUGAAUGAAGUACGUUUACUCAAGCAGUAAAAUACAUAUGUGAAAUGCGUAUCACACGACUUUACGUUAGAUUGUGUAUAAUUAAUAUAUUUAAUGUGUAUAAAAAAAGGAAGGUCCCGCUGCCGCACAGGAUCACUUUUUUUUCGUAUAGAGCAUAGCACAGAAAUGCGACGACGUGCAAUAUAUCUAUUAUAUGUAAGCUGUAUAGUUAAUAGGUUUAAUAAAAAAAUGCGGCAAUAUUUUAUUUUCUCUCUGUUUUGUCACACCAACUAUUUCAUAUUUGUGUAGCCUCGUUCGUUCAUCGAUUCAUUAUUAUUCUCUGCAUAAAGUUCAAGUGUAAAAGUCACAUCGAUACGACGAAUAUCCCACCUCGCUGAAAAGUUGAAAAAAUAAAGAAUGAAUAAUAAUACAAAAAAGUAAACUUUGAAAGCAUUCCAUCGCGACGACGCUUAAUACCUCGUUACAUUAAUCGUAAAAACUGAGAUUAUAUUCAUAUAAAAGAAAAAUAAGUGGUUUGUUAAAGUGAGCCAAACUGGUUUGUCUCAAUCUGCGAAUGAAAUUUCGAUUAAGGUAUUAUACAUCUAGCGAUGCAUGUUAAUAUAGCCGGCAAUGAAGAACGUCAAUUGUAGCUCUUGAGAUAAAGAUGAUUAAAAAAUGUUCUGGUAAAAUGAUACUACGAUAUUGAAUUAUUAAAUUAUGUAAUAUCAAUUAAAUGAAUAUAAUAGAAAAGAAGAUAACUUUCUUAAAUUAUCCUGGAAGGUAUAGCAAAGGCGAUAGCAGAAUCUAUACAUAGAAGAAAAAAAAUAUUAAUCGGUAUGAUAAAGUUUAUCGUUGGGUAUGUUGAUUAUUUCUAUAGAUUUUAUUGACGCGUCCGAAUAUUAUAUAUAGCGAUUUUCGAUUCGCCGUUGAUAUAGUAAAGUGACAUCGACGGAGACAUUCGUGUAUAAGUAUAUUUAAUCGGACAAAAUCGUUGAAUCUUUACGCGAAAAUAGUAUAUCAUAUUUAUAUGCUAGUCAAGCUCGUAUCGAUCUAAGUAAAUUUUAAUAGUUGUUAACAAAAGUGUAUUUUCAUUACUUCGGGUAUAUGAAUUUCUAAUGUGGAAUUGAUGUAUGCGAUUGAAUUUCUUAGAAUUCAUUUUGAUUAAACAGUUUUUCAUAAAUUCGUUGAUAAAUAAAUAGGUGCUAAUCGUAUUACAUAUUGUAAUUUGUUAAUCGUAUUAAUCAUGCAUUAAUGUAAAUAACUCGGAUGCAAUUGUGUUCCACUAUAAAUUUCGAACGUACGUAGGCUUAAUUUUUAAUUGUGUAAUAAUUUUGAACGAGAUGUGGAGUAGCAAACGUGGGUCAAUUUCGAAAAGUCAAAUAUAUUCGCAAUCAAUAAAAAUAGUAACGACAAGGAAUUAAUGGAGGAAAACAUCGCCGUAAUAAAAUAAGAACGUUGAAAAAGAAAAAUUUGUUAACGCAACACGUGCGACGUGCGUCCGCGCGCGUACCAGCCGCGUUCAAUGACCUCGACGGGGGACAUAUUUUUCUAAGUUGCACCAAAAUAAAAAAUGAUUUAUGAAAUGCAUUACUAUAAAAAUGGUACUAUAUUGCCAUCGGUUAUAUCAGCGUUGUUAGGAUGUGUAAUUGAUAAAGUAAAACCAAAAAAAAAACCAUUAAAUAACUGAAUAUUUUACGACGUGAGUGUAGUCAGAGUGUAAAAUAGAAGCAAGUACUAUAAACGUAGACAUUAUGACAUGCAUAUUAUAAAUAUUAAAUUUACGCAGAUUAAACGCCGAGUGCGUUCAGUCGGCAUUCGAAAAAAAUGUACGACCGAGACGAUGUAUUACCAAAUCGCGAGGGUCGUAUCGAUGUGACAGAGAAAAAAACAGUUAUGAAACAAAUGAGCAAUCUGAUAAAUGAAUGUGAAAAAAAAUAUAUCUGUAUACAUACAAUGACAAACGCUUGAUGAGAAUUUAUCUAAAACAUAAAAAUAAUAACGAUAAUAACUUGCUGAAAAAAUAUAUAUAAAUACUAUACAUAAAAAUAUACAUGAAAAAAAGUUUACAAUAAGAUUUGUCGAGUGAUGUUGAUGAUGAAAAGUAUACAAUUGUGAUGCUGCUGAGCCGCGUAUAUAUUGAACAAAAGAGAAAAAAUCGAGAGUAUGCCAGUAAAUAUUAUAAAUACGAUACAUGUAUAUAUAAUACGUAUAAAUAUUAGUGGUCGUAGACAAUUGUAACGUUAUAUAUUUGUUUUCUUUCACUGUGCGAAACGUAUUGUAUGAGAAAUAUCAAUAACGAUAAAAAAACUUGAAUUGGAGCGAAAAUUGACGCGCAAUACUCGCUCGAAAUGAUCGCUCGUUGUUUAAUAAUAAAAAAUAAAAUAGUAAGAGCGUUUGUGUGUGUGCGUGCGCGCGUGUGCGUGCGUAUUUAUUAUAUGUAAAACGCGCGCCCUCACAUCGAUAUAUGAAAAUAAGAUAAAAAAGAAAAUUGAGAGAUUGAGAUUAUAAAUGACGAAUAAAUAAUAAUCAAUAACAAUAAAUGAUAAAAAAAAUUAUCGAAUCGUUCUGUCAGUCACUAUCAUCUAAUAAUGAAUAUAUAAAUAUAUAAAUAAAUAUAUAUUAUACAAUGUCAUGAUACCUAACGCUGCCAUAUACAAUAUAAAUUAUAUAUAUAAAUAUAUGUCUAUCAGAUGUAAGGAAUCAGAAUAUGACUAAAGAUAUCGAUGAAAAAAAAUGAAAAGAAACAAACAUAAAUAAAUAUGUUAUUAAACACUUGCUUCGGCGGUGAUGACGUCGUAUAAAAUUUUGUCACGUUAUUUUCUCAUUUCCUACCUUGAAUGUACGAUUUUAUUUUCCGCAAAUUUCGAUCGGACUUCUUGAGGUUAAAUCUUUUCUACUCUAGUCAGGAUUGUCAAAUAUAAAUUUUAAUAUAUUGAUGGGAUAAUCUAACAUUUACAUCUGGUGCUAA